This is a messenger RNA of Besnoitia besnoiti, 10602 nucleotides long. RefSeq lists its product as uncharacterized. The coding region runs from base 1 to 10602 and encodes 3533 amino acids. Gene Ontology annotation, cellular component: cytosol. The record is from RefSeq and is a predicted model, not a curated record. The transcript has 41 exons. NCBI's taxonomy places the organism in Eukaryota, Apicomplexa, Conoidasida, Eucoccidiorida, Sarcocystidae.
AUGACGUCCGAAUGCAGGGCGCCGCGCACCCGCGGGGCGCAAGGCGAGGUCACACCUCGCCGGUCUAGUUCGUCGCGAUGGCGCGGGCGCUGCCCCGGCGAAAAACCCGAGGGGACGCAGCCGGCGGCUCCUUCCAGUGAACAGAUCAACUCAAAGAGACAAAGCAUGGAAGGAUCCUGCCCAUGUGGGGUCAGACUUCCAGCCUCCUUUUCGUGUCCUCCUCUCGUCAUAGCGACCUGCUUGUUGGUGUUCCUGGCGUCGUCCGCCCUCCCGACCCUGCCCUUGAACGGAGAGGCGGAGCGGGGCGUGAGGCCUCCGAUCCCGGCUGUACCUCACUUUCCUAGGGCCAACGCUUGGGAACUCUUUUCGUCAUCCGCUGCAACGCCUCCUCCCUCUGCCGGAUGGAUUCCCUUCUUCCCGUCGAAGCCCAGCUCGACCGCGGAAAACGAUGCCCGCGGGGCCAGCGCCUCGUCACUUCCGUGGUGGCACGUGAGGCAGAGCGCAACAGACAAGAAAAAAGAAAAGGAACACGAAGAGGAAGCUGCGGCGCCGUUCCUUCUCUCGUGGGCCCGCAGGUCCUUCUCGGCGCCCGCGGAUCUGCCCACACCGCAGACGAAGGGCGAAACAGCGGAGAAAGACGCCCAUGCAGAGAAGCUGGCGCCCAAAUACUUCGCGUCCUCGGAGAAGGGAAAAGCGCGCGCAGAGACUGAGACGCUCUUUGACGACGUACCCUCGACUCCUGCCGGCUUCUUCUUUUUUGCCAACUCAAGAGACACUUCUGGGGAUGUGAACUGCUCCGUUGAGCCAGCCAACUUCCCGGCUGACGCGAGAGACUUCGUUGUUCAGUGCCCCGCCAGUGUACAGACAGCCGAAAUCCUCCUCCUCACUAAAAAGAAAAACAGAAAAUUCGCGCUGACAGGCUCAACUAAGUCUGCCUCGACCGUCUCUCUCCGCUUCGCGGCCUCUGUUCUGGACGCGCGCGAAGUGUCGGUGGACGUCUGCGACGAGGACGCGGAUCCGAACAUCGCUGCCGCCGCGGCAGCGUCCGAUGCGUCCGCCUCGCUCCUGUCGGUCUUCGGCUCCCUGACCCAGCACAAGGGACCAGAAACGUUCUCUUCUGACGCCCGAGCCAAGAGCCUCGCCCCCUUCCUCUCCCCGCCCAACCUGCCCGUUUCGCCCAGUGCGGCGUGCCGCACGGUGACUCUGCUGCCUGUUCACCUGCCCUCUCACGGGUCCAACGCCCCGCCGCGGCUUGCGCAGCUCGCCCUUUCGCGCGGCGUCCAGGGCCUGCCGUCUCUGCAACCUGACUUCGACCCAGAGAUCGCCGAGUACCAGGCGACCGUACCAGAGGCACAGUCUGUCACAGUGGCUGCCGCUGCGGCGCCGGGGUUCUUCAUCAAGGUAGAGGAGGAGGACGGGAGCUUGCCCGUCCCGCGGAGCGCCAGGUCCAGGAACCCCCUGGCGCUGCUUACUGAAGAACGCAAGACGUCCCUUCUCCACAGAGUGACCUGCGGGGGCCCAGGCUCCACGAUUCGACUGGUUUUGUCGGUGUUUUCGGCGCACGCCGGCGGACCCGACUUGUGCAGCAGGAAUGUCCGGUGCACGCACAGUGCUCUCACCGAAAAAACUCUGGAGGAAAAGAAGAACGCCGCCAACGGCUCAGGUGAUCCCGUGCAGUACCAGGUGUACAUACACUGCGCGGCUUCCAGGCUGGGGCGAGCGGCGCUCGCGGGAGUUGAGCCCCAACGCGGACAACUCUUUCCUCGGGUUUUCUCGCCAGAGAAGCACCUGUACUACCUUCGGCUUCCUGCAGGCUUGAACGAGGACAAGGUGACCUUCCGUGCGGCGGAGAAGCACACAGAAAUCCUGGUGGGUGACGAGGGACGGAGGCGAAGCGCGGGCGUCGCUCAGAGCGUGCCUCUCUGGCUCGCCCCAGACGAUCAGUCCAAGGUGAUCCCAGUUCGGACAUUCGUGAAGAAAAACGGAGAUAAAAGCCUCGAAGAAGGAGAAAUGUACUUCAUUAUUCUCACCAGAGGAACCGAUGAUUCCGAAGAUGAGACGUUAGACGGCGUUGUGGCUCUUCUGAAAGAUCUUAAUCUUCUGGGGGCCACGCUGAACCAGCCCUUUGAUCCACGAGUCUUUCAUUACUCUGCCCAGCUGCCGCACAAUCGGAAGUUCGUCGGGCUUCAGCUGGGAGAAGAGAUUCCCGGAUCGCAGAUCCACGUGGAUGGCGCGCGAGUCUUGCCGCGGCACCAGACCGCGUUCUACCGGUUGCAGCCGGGGUCCACGAAGCACGUCUCGAUUGCCGUCUCCCCUCCAGACAGCGGCACAUUUGCAGAGGACGCCACGCCGCAGCAGGCGAACGGGAAGAACAAACGCGUGGUCUACACAGUCGAUCUGACACGCCCGACGCCGUGGUUCUCCGGGGCCUCGAUCGUCCCGGUGCUCGCCGACGUCGCUUGCUGGGGAUCCGCCCUUGUCCACGCAGCUGCGGGCGCCGGCUGGCUCGCCGUCUCCAAGACACUCAACUUCGUCGCCAUCACAGCUGCCAUUCCGGGAACCCCGGAGAUGUGGAAGAGCUUUUCUUCUCGGUUUUUUGACUUCGGCCUUCAAAUACCGCUGCCGGCACCGUGGGUCGAGAUCCUCGAUGAGUCGCCGCAGGGCCUCGCAGGCCCGCAGAUGCUUCCAUCGGCCUCUUCGCCACUCGCUAAGGUGGUUCCAGCGACUCUCUUCGGAAUCACGGCGCCUCCGCUGGCGACGCUCGGGUUGGGCGAGAAGAACUGGGAGGGCGUCUCGGAUGCGCUGCUGCGUGUCCUGGAGAGAGAAAGCGAUCGAGCGGAGUUGCUGAGUCGCUUUGUCUCCUGCGUGCUUCUCUACGCGUCUGUACUUUUCGUCCUCCUCGCUCUCUUCUCGCGGAUUCUCGUACGCAGGCUCUUUGAGAGAUGGCACGGAGCGGCCCUGGAGGCGUCAAAUGCGCUGCCUCGCGAGAGUGAGGGAGCGCGGGGACCGGCGCAAACACGCAUGAAGGACCUGUGGAGAUUCCUGCCGGCGCAUAUCCCAAUUCCGUCUAGAGUAUUGAUUUUCAUCCUAGACUACGGACUCGUGUCCUUCGCACAAGCGAGUGCAGGUCUGGCCUUUGCAGAGAAGACGAUCUCAGUUCGCCUCCUGGGGCUCCACCUCUCGCCCUGGGCGCUCUUCGCUGUCUGCUGCGUCCUCCUGCUUUACCCUGUCGGCUACUUGCUCUGGGCGCACUCCGCGCUGCGGGUCCUUCAAAAGAAAGUGGUUUUCUGUUCUGCGCUGGGCAAAUUCACCGACCGCCGAGCGUACGAGGUCAAGGCGCGUGUCAUGCCCUCCUCUUUCGUUCCUCCUGCGCUCACCGAGCUCCUCUCUUGGUAUCUGCGCUCAGUAGCCCCGAUAAAGGCCCCUAGCGUGGCUGCCUCUGCAGCUGCAGGCGUGGCGCUGCCGCUUGAGACGGAGGGGGACGCCGCAGCGGAUAGCGAAGACGAAGAGGACAGCUACCACCGAAGCUUCGCCUGCGGACAAGGGCUGGCGUUGACAGGCAAGAUGAAGAGGCAGAAAGAAGCCAGGUGCGCUGGGAGCCUCUCCGCCCUCGCCUCCCCGGUUGCGGCUUCUCUCUGCAGGGCACGUGACGCCAUUGGAACGAGUUGUGAAGGGUGCCCGAGUUCUCUGGCGUCGUCCGCGUUGCUGCCUCAGUGCCUGCGAGAUGCAAACAGCCCAGCGGAGGAGGAAGGCGAGCUGUGCGUGGCGGCAGUCCAAGAAGCGGGCGUGGGGGACCGGCAGGUCGAUGAGAGCGGAAGACCAGAUGACGAUGAGGCAGACGAGGGAGCGUGCAUCAUCGCAAGCGACGACAGACAAGAGGGCCCCUCGUCGGUGGUGCGUGACAACCAGGAAAUUCUGCUGCAGCUGGACGGCGACGCCUACGAAGUGCAUGGAUACGAAGCAGCAAACGACCUCCUGGCGCAAAAGUGGCCCGCAGCAUCGGUUGGGCGAGUCAGCGUUAACCUGGCCUGUGUACUGCCGUCUGCCGGUAGCUCUGCGUGCCCGUCGUCUUCGCCGGAGGCUGCGUGCCUCACGGCGGAGGCUGAGAUCCAGCUGAGGCACCUGCGGAGUCUGUCGUGGCUGGCGGGGGGCCUCACGCGCCCUCUGCACUUUUGGUCGUCGCCGUCGAAUCUGCAGUUUAGCUACGCAGAUCGCGUCUCGCUUCUGCUCCCUUCGUCCUGCUGCGCGCCGUGUUCGCUGCUCCAUUUUCUCACGCUUCGGGGCACGCUGGUGGCCUCCGUUCUGCUGAUUGGCCUCAGCACUCCCGGCUUUGCGCCUGGCUGGGUGUCUUCUGCGUCCGCAUCGCGCGUCCACUUUGCGGCGUUGCUGCUCGCCUGCGGCGUCAACCUCGCGGUCAGCUUGGGCUCAACCAUUCGCCACAGCGCGGAGGAGUGGACGCGGUGCGAGCGGCGCGGAAGAAGCGAGGGUCCCCCGCAGACCGAGGCGCCGCCCGCGCCCCACGAGGCGCUGCUAGGCGACGUGGGCAAGACGCGAGAAGUGGACGGCGAGCGCGCGCAGGACGGCGAGGCGGCGGAAGACGUCAGGGGGCAGUUCGUAGGCGUCCAGCAGGGAUGCACACGCAGCGCCCAAAGGCGAGAGCUGCAGGCGCACUGGAGACUGUGGAAGCGAUGGCGAAGAGGCGAGGGCGCACACCCCACGCUGCGGCUCUGGACGGCAAGGCUUCAACCAGCUGUCAGGCGACUGCUCGGGCACCGCGUGUGGCGAAACAAGGCGGUGUUUGUCGGCACAGAUCUGCUGUGUGGCGGCGUCGGCGCCGAGCUCGCCAAACUCGGCCUUCUCCUCGUGCUCCUCGGGGCCAACGACGAGGCGGGGCUGGCGGAGCUCCACGUGGGCACCACGCUGGCUGGCGCGUGCUUGGUCGUCCUCGCGGUCGCGCUUCCCUCGCGCGUGGCGAUUGCCCAUUCGAGGGCCGCGUGGCGUCUGUGGCUUGGUCACGUUAAGCUCCAGGCGCUGGUGGCAAUGUAUCGCACUGCGGAAAUAGCCCGUAACUGGCGCUUUUACGUGCACCUGACUCUGUUCUACAUCAGGCAAGCUGCCAAGUGGACGUAUUCGAUCCUCACAGCCAACCGCCGGAACGCGAAGCCUCUCAGCUGGCGCUACCCCACAGCCCCGGUUUUCAUCAACUCGGAGAUGGAACUUCCCGUUCGAAAGCUGCAUGUCGUGGUGCCGGAGACAGGACUGCUGUUCGAGGCGUCGGCGCCGCGAGCCGUGUCGCCCUCAGCCGAGUCCCGGGGUCUGCUGACCGCGUUCAUCUCCGCCCUCUAUGGCACUAAAUCCGCAAAAGCCGCUGCCCUGUAUUUCCCGCUCGGCUCCGCAGAGGCCUGCGACGCGCCGUCUCCGUGCUUCGGCGCCGCGGCCCCUGUGCGCAAACGCCUCGUCUGUCUCGACCCGGUGCCGCGAGGCUCCAUCGAGGCGCAGCUCCCAGUGCAAGUCGACGCUUCUCGGUUGCUUCAGAGUCUCCAAGGCGCGACGCCUGGCGCGCCUGCUGGGCAGUUGGUGGUCACAGUCCAGGUAGUCCACAACCCGAACUACCGCUAUCCUCUGUACGACAAAGCGUUUUCUUCCUUUGCGUCUGUGUUGGCCUUGGUCGAGAAGACGCCGACCCUCGCCUGGCUCCGCAACAGUCUGCGCAUGUCGCGCCUACUGUCAUCAUUUUCGUCUCUCUUUUCGGGCACGUCAAGCCGCGCUGUCGCAGACUCGUACCUCUCUCUGCGCACCGAUGACACUCUGAUUCCGCCAAGGGGCCGCGGCCUGCGGCCAUCUUUGCGCCUGUCGCAAGACGAAGCAAGCUGUGCUCAGCGAGAGGCUCCGGCUGCCCUCUCCCUGUCGUCUGCCUUCUCAAUCGAAAAAGCCCCAGCAGUGGUUCGCCUGGACUCAGUGGGCGGUCAGAUAGUCCUGAAGAUCUUUGCAGACUGCAUCCGAAUUUCGCAGACCUACACACUCGUGCCCGUCCGCAAGCAGACAAGCGGCCCCACGAGGGAGAAAAGUGACUCGCAGCUCAUCUUUGCAGACGUCGCACAGUGUGUCACAAGCGGGCAGCUGGAGGUUGUCCUCCCGCCAGGCGUGAAACCGGACCUGCGAGACGAAGUGCAAGUGACGCGAAGGGCGAGGGAGGGGAGCGGAGAGGGCGCGUGGGAGUUCUCAAUCCGCCCUGACGAGGUCGCCAUUCAACACGACGAAACUCUGAACAGAGUCCUCCUGAAGCACCGAGACCUCCAGAGGGGAAGACACUAUUCCACAGUCUUUAGAUCCAGCGCUGCCGUCGUUCCGCCCCCAUCGUGUGAGGUGCCCGCGACAGAGAAGGGCAGGCUCGUCGUCCCGUUAGAGACACAAGCCGCGCUCCCCGACCUGGAGAACUUCCUUCUGCUUCUUUCCGCCGAUGAGCAACCGGCAGUCGUUCAUGUCAUCGACCCCGCCUUUACUGACGCUCACGUGUGUUUUGUUCCACACAUGCGUCCCCUGUCGCUCGCGCAUGAGGCUAGCGAAGCACCCGAGAGGCCGACAAGAACUGAAGAAGGCAAACGGCGCGUGCUGCGUGCCCUACGCGCAUGCAGACAGGCUGUCUGGUGUGCGCUCGAUGGCGCAGACCGAGGCGAUGAGGAGCAAAGCUUCCUUCCCCCAGUGCCUUGCACGCUGCUCAAGGAGUUGCCGGGAGAGGAUGACGAGACGGAAACGGAAAGCGGAGGAUCCUUCAGAGUCGAGCCCAACUACAAGCCCCAGCGACUGGUCUUGGCAGCGGCGAUGCACGAACGCGAAGCCCUCCUCCAAGACUUGCUUGCCAACGGCGCAGACGCGCUGCCGACAGUCGCUGAGGCCGUCCUGACGCCGUCGGAGCUCAUGGUGUUUUUCGCCGAGAGAGGCAUUCACACGAACGGAGAGAGCAAGUGGAUCAAUCCGCUGAUUGAGCCUCAGCAUGCGGCAGUGCGAAAAUAUUCCGGAAGGCUGGUCCCCGCGCGCGUAGCGCUCAUUCAUCACCUCGCCACUCGCCUUGAUAAAGACAUCCAUCGGUUGCAGACGUUGGUUCGCGACUUCGAAGUCUUGGAGAAGAUGCAAGAAGACGUCGUUCUCCGGGCGGCGGUGCAGGAGUAUGAUGACGCCAUCGAGAUGUGCAAAGGCAUUGAAGAACUCUCUUUCCUCAGCAUGCGCAUGGAGAACGUGAGGACGCAGCACUACGCCACCUCCGUGCUGCGAGGCGUCCCGUUCCCUCUGGAACUGGAAGCUGGUGCGAUUGCAGCCAAGCCUCGCAUCGCAGAGCAAAUGCGGAAGUGGGAAGAGCAACUGGGCCUGUGGCUCGCGGGAGAAGUCGGAGCGGCGCCUCAGGGCUCGGGUGUAGGAGAGGGCGUCGGCCACCUGGAGGCCGCGGUUGAUGGCAUUCUUCAGCAGGCGUACAAGUGCAUGUACUCCGGUGUGGCAGGCGUCUCCUCCUCGCCCGCUCCUGUCCUGCACUUCGUCGCCAGCAGCCUCACGCUGUGCGGCGGGCCGUCCACCUGGCUGCCAGAUCCGCUUCCUGCGCAUGCAGCCUUCGUGCAGCUUUGGGAACAACUCGAGCGCGACGGCGGAGAGUCAGGCGAAAGGGCUGUCUGGGUUCCGUGCUUCAUCAAACUCACCGCUUCAGCACUUCAAUUUGUUUUCCCUCACUUCCUUUUGGCGUCGUCUGCUUCUGAGAUCUCCUCGUCCUCUGUCGCAUCCUGCCCGGUUCAAGCCCCCGAGCGCCGCGUCCUGCCUCUGCAUUUUGUUAGGCAUUGCGAGUUGUCUGUGUGCGUGCCGACGGGCCUCGAAAGCGACGAGUGUGACCUCCCCGCCGCCAGUCCGUGGAGCGGCGGAGAAGAGGAGCAGACGUUCCCCCAGCUCAGGCUGCAGAAGCUGAGACUCCAAUUUGGGACGGUUGAGGAGAAAGAAGCCGCAAGGAACUCCGCGAGCGCGUCGACGCGGGUAUUCCCAACAGACUACCUGGCGCUUCCGCUUGCCUCCGGGGCUCGGAAGUUUGCGUUCUUCUCCUCGGCGGCAGACGGCAACGCGCUUCUCUCCGUUAGGACUUCCAUGUGCCAUUUAGUGUCUUGGCAGACCAUGCUUGUCGGCGCGGAAAUGACCAAGCCGAAGCAGGUCAUCGAAGGGUACGAGGGCAAGGUGCGAUACGUAUUUCCUACCUCCUCUCCCGCGGACGAGUCCUCUGCGUCGCCCCUUUUCUCCCAGCUUCUCUUCACCGACACAGAGGGCGAGCUGCGCGCAAGGCGCGGCGGAGCUCUGGGAUAUCCGCGCGUGUUCAGUUCGCUUCCGCUUCCGCCUUCUGCUUUCUACAAGGCGCCUCACGCCUCGCGUCUCUCGACGUCUUCGCCGGACAAUUCAGCGGGCUCGAGUUCCCGCCGCACCUACGUGCCGCUGGUAUCCGACGACGAUGAGAGCGCGCGCACGUUGCACGCAGCGCGAGCCCUGGAGCGGAGACAGCGCGCGCAGUUUUUGGAGAUGCAGAAAAAGGAGAGGGAGGCGCUUGCGUCGUCUUGCACAAUACGGCUUGUCCCGGAGCACAUCGUGGACGAGAAUGAGCGGAAAACCACUGCGGGCGCUGGCAGCAGGUCCUCGAGCUCAACGCCCCAGUCCUUCUCUGCGCCGGACACUCAACUGCUGCUCGACGCCCAGCCAGGCCAAGGCGCGGAAGGCGCCGCCGACCUCCUUUCUGGUGGAACGGGAGACAGCGCAGCCGGCGUCCUCGCUGCAGGGAUGAGAAACCUGGGCAAGGAUGCGCCGGGAAACAGGGGAGAGCAAAUCUUCUACGACUAUGCGACGAACCCGCCAACCUUUGCUGGCAAGUACAUCGGCGCGUGGUCGAUGGGUCGCUUCCACGGCGAAGGCGCUCUCUUCGAUCAGUGCGAAAGGCUUGUCUAUCAGGGAGAGUGGAAGCAUGGAAAACGAUGGGGACAGGGUAUCGCCUACUCGCCGGACACUAACGGCACCUGGUGGGUGCAGCGCGGCGCGUUUGUCGCCGACGAGCUCGAGGGGCCAGUGAGGCUCACGGCCAUGAGCGGAAACGCAGACACCGGUGGGGAGCUUGGGAUCUCCGAAAUCGAGGGCACUGUUGAGGCUGCGCGCCCUGGUGCGACGGAGGAAACGAGCUGCACGCCUGCCAAUUCUGCCAGGAGCACAGAACCGCAUCCAAGCCUCCCGCAGGAGAGAGACGCAGAGUAUCUGCCCUUCCGGUCUCGCUGGCCACAGCUGCUGGGCCCCGCGCGCGCUGAGGGAAGUCUGACCCUCCUCGAACGCCUCAACAAGUCCUUCAAACGUAUUCAGUUUUCUGACGGCUCAGAAUUCAUAAGGGCCGCGGGCGGGGACGUUGCAAAAGACACAGUGUCUGGAAUCUUACGUACUGCCCAUUUCGUGUAUGAAGGCUGUUUUGCGAAUGGGAAAGCCGAAGGAAAAGGAAAGAUUGAAAGCCUCGCAACGGGCGCAGUGUACGACGGCGAGUGGCGCAACGGACGCCGGCACGGAAAAGGGCUCUUACAACUGCGCCACCCCAACUCAGACGCCAAAAUUGUCGUGACUGCCUCCUUCAAGGAUGACAGCGCGUCGUGCUCAAGCGGAAAGAUCGAUGUGGAGCGCGCGCCUGUCGGAGAGGAGAAGGAGAAAAAACGCAGCGGCGACUGGCUUCCGUUCACCUCGUACGCCGGUGGUCUGGAGGGCGGCCUACCCCACGGCAAAGGUGUGAUGGCGUUCGACACGUUCAUCUACGAAGGAGACUUCAACGCGGGUUGCAGAGAAGGGAGGGGAAUCGUGAAAGACAUCAAGAAGAAAGGCCUCAUUCGCGUUGACGGACAGUGGAGCGCCGACGUGCCUCACGGCCGAGUGAGCCGUGUGGUCUAUGCUGACGACUCGAUCUACGCUGGAGACUUCUUCGAGGGCAAGCGCGAAGGCCACGGCACACUCGUGCGAAGCAACACGGUCGUCUACGAUGGGCUGUGGAAAGAAGACGUCCCGGACGGCAGAGGGACGUUCAUUCUUGAGGAAGGGACGUACGAAGGCGAGGUUCAAGGCGGCAAGAGACAUGGAAAAGGCCGUUUUACCUUCUUCGGCGAGACGACGGAGACAGGCCAGCCAUGCGUUUAUGAGGGAGACUGGCAAGACGAUUUGCCGCACGGCGUCGGGAAAUACAGAGGGCCAAGCGGCGGCGAACACGCUUACCUGUUUGUCCGUGGACAAGUGGAUCCGAAUCUCAAGGGGAAACGUGCUAGCAAAGGCGGCGGGGUCGUUGAGCUUCCCCCCGUGGGGGAGGCGCCCUCGAUUACUCCUAAUGCGGCCUGGUGGAAGGCCGGUGCGUCGAGGCUGACCCGCGAGAACUUGCAGAGAGCGCUCAACGACCCUCAUACACACUUCGGAGAGUAUCGGGCAAAGAGCUUCCCCUUCGGCGUGAAACCAAGUGAAGGUGCUUCCCCAGGCGCGGCCUUGCCUCCCAUAUCUUGUGCGGACGGCCCGGGCGGACCCGAAAGCGGGGUUGUGGUUCGUACGCCGUCCGGUCGCCGUUUUUCUUGA